Molecule: messenger RNA, 1245 nt
Organism: Paramecium octaurelia
Lineage: Eukaryota; Ciliophora; Oligohymenophorea; Peniculida; Parameciidae
Source: the annotation of a GenBank genome assembly
AUGUUAAAAUAAAUCAAAGAGAAGCCACUUUCAUAACUAAUAGUAGAGUUAUAAUAGAAAUAUUAAGAAGAAAAUGACCAAUCGAAUAUAUUCUAGAAACUUUAUCAAUAAUAAGUGGAAUAAGAAAGUUCUACAGAAUCAUCCAAUAUUGUUCCUGCUCUCUUUUCUGGAUCCACAGGUUCUUCGUCCUCCCACUCAUAGGAAGGUAUAACACUUCAUGCAUCAUAGGCGUCGAAAAGAAAAUUAAGAAGGCAAGAAAAAGCCAGAUUCCUAACAAAACUAAUUAGGACGAUAAAAAGCUUUCGAAUGAAACAACAGAUAAAAAAACUUUGCAGAUGAUUCGAAAUAGAAUAUCUGCCUAAAAUUCUAGAGAUAGGAAGAAGGCCUACCUUUAAAAACUAGAAGAGGACUUCAAUAAAUAAUCUAAUUGUCUUCAGGAAUUAACUGAUUAAGUUAGCUAUUUACAAUAACAAUUAGAAGAAGUCUAGAAGCUCAAUUCACAUUUACAAUCCUAGUAAUCAAGUCUAAUUUGUAUGAAUUGUGGAUGCAAAUAAUUUGUCCUUGAAGAAGAAGCUCCAAUUUCUAUUUCUAAGAAUAGAGGUUUGGGCAAAUUAGGAUUUUCAUUUGUUCUUAUAUUAACUAUUUUUGCUUGUCUUAUUAUUAACUUUGACACUGCAACUCAGAAUUUACAAUCCGUCCCAAUUGUCUCAUAUGAGAAACCCCUCAUUAGAGAAUUGAAUAAUACUGAUCAACAAUAUGGAAUUUUGGAGUCAGUUCAAAAUGGUAGAAUGAAAGGAAUAACAGACCUGAUGGAAUAUAAAUCAGAAUAUAACUAUAAAUUUGAUGAUACAACCUAUCAUGCCAUCUUAAAUACGAAAGAGAGUUUUGUCAACGAAAUGAUCAAUUACAAUAAGGAAAAGGCCAAAUAAAAUAAUGUUUAGGCAUUGGCCCCACUAAACUAUCAUAAACCAUAAGUAGACUCUUUUUAUUGUCCAACCGUUUAUAGAUAUGACAACAAAACUAAGGAGUAAUAAUAUUCUAUAAGUUAGAAAAAUAUCGAUUAAAUACCAAGAUGAAUAAUGGAUUCAUUUGGUUAUUCCAAAGAAUAAUGUCAAUAUAUUUUAUCAAAAUCAUGAUAACUCCAUAAUAUUGAAAGAAACCUUUAAAGAUUCAGACACUGAUGUAAAAGAAAAAUAUCAGGAAAUUUGGUGUUAAGUAAAAAGUAUAAAUGACUUCUAUAUUUGA